This is a messenger RNA of Trichoderma breve, 2166 nucleotides long. RefSeq lists its product as uncharacterized. NCBI's taxonomy places the organism in Eukaryota, Fungi, Ascomycota, Sordariomycetes, Hypocreales, Hypocreaceae. The record is from RefSeq and is a predicted model, not a curated record. Gene Ontology annotation, molecular function: catalytic activity. Gene Ontology annotation, biological process: nucleoside metabolic process. Bases 1 to 2166 code for a protein of 721 amino acids. The transcript has 4 exons.
AUGUCGAACCCGAGCGAUUACACAGUUGGCUGGAUCUCCGCCAUCACGACCGAAUAUGUUGCUGCCCGAGCUGUGCUUGAUGAAAUACACGAAGGACCAGAGGCUGUUUCCACCAACGACAGUAACAAUUAUACUUUAGGUCGAAUUGGAAAACAUAACGUUGUUAUCGCUGUUUUGCCCGAUGGUGAAUAUGGGAUAUGCUCCGCAGCACGUGUGGCAGCAGACCUAUCACAUUCUUUCCCUUAUGUUCGAUUCGGCCUGCUAGUUGGCAUUGGGGGAGGCGCGCCAUCUCGAAAGCACGACAUUCGUUUGGGGGAUGUGGUGGUGAGCUCUCCAGGAAGCAGUGACGGCGUUAGUCACAGUGGUGUAUUCCAGUAUGACUUUGGAAAAACUAUCCAAGGACAGAGCUUCCAAACAACUGGAUUCCUAAAUCAACCUCCGUCUCUUUUACGAGCAGCAGUCACAGGGGUGAAGGCCAGAUAUGAGGAGGAAGGGCAUCGAAUUAAGGCAAACAUUAGUGCCAUUCUCGAUAAGAAUCCAAGGCUACAAAAGAAAUACCAACAACCCGACCCAAGUAGCGAUAGAUUAUAUCACAGUUACAUCUACCACUCUACAAACGAGGAACGCAACUGCGCCAUGUCAUGUGGAAAUACUUUAUCUUCCCUUAUCUUGCGGCCUGAAAGGGGUGAAUAUGAAGAUGAUCCAAUGAUCCAUUAUGGCCUGGUUGCUUCAGCAAACCAGCUGAUGGAAGACGCCGUGCUUCGGGACAAGCUCGCUACUGAAAAAGACGUCAAGUGCUUUGAGACGGAAGCAGCGGGGCUAAUGAACCACUUUCCGUGUCUCGUUAUUCGUGGUAUUUGCGAUUACUCAGAUUCGCAUAAGAAUGAGGAGUGGCGGGGAUAUGCAGCAAUGGUGGCAGCCAUGUACACAAAGGAUCUUCUUCAUCAAAUCGUGCCCAAUAGAGUUGAAGCUGAGAAGAAGAUUGGCGAUCUAUUAUCUGAUUAUCAAGAUAUUGCAAGAGAACAUCGUGAUGUUGCGAAGGAGCACCGAGACAUUGUUAUGGAGGAUAUCCAAACUCAAGAAGAAAAAAGGCGUCGCCAGGAAGAAGAAAGUUGUCACCAAUUAUUCCGUCUCAUACGUCAUGACAGAGAUGCCACAUACGAGUGGUAUAAAGACCGAGUGGAAAAGAGGGUUGAAAACACUUGCCUGUGGUUCCUCCAGCACGAGCACUUCCAGACGUGGUUGAAUCAGGACUCUGGCCCGCUGCUGGUAUCAGCAGAUCCUGGCUGCGGAAAGUCAGUCUUGGCUAAAUAUCUAGUUGACGAGGUCCUCCCACGUCCAGAAACUACCAUCUGCUACUUUUUCUUUAAAGACCAAGAUCAACAUACAGUCCGACAGGCCCUUUGCGCACUGCUUCACCAGCUCUUCUCACAGAAGUCUUAUCUAAUUAAAUAUGCUAUAAAAGAAUAUCACAAGGACGGACCUGGAUUAAUCAACUCUACGAAAACGCUCUGGCGGAUUUUACAGAAUGCUGCUGAAGAUCCCCAGGCAGGCUCUGUUAUAAUCGUCCUUGAUGCCCUAGAUGAAUGUAUCGAAUCCGAAUUUAGAGACUUGAUACAUCAUGUGGAAAAACAAUUCCACAGCGAUCAGUGUGGGAAGCUUAAAUAUCUUCUUACAUGUCGUCCAUACGAAGGAGAAGAAGAGUCAGAAGCUAUUAGCCAUGAGAUAGAUCAUGUUAUACAGCAUCGGAUUAACCAGCUAUCAGCAACCAAGGGCCUCUCCGCCGAUAUUACGGAGUAUCUGAAAACAAGGCUCCAAGAGACUCACCAUCGUACUUAUUUAUGGGUAUAUCUAAUAUUCAACUAUCUGGAGGAGGAAGACUUCAAAAUGACCUUGAAAGGAGUAGAAUCGACUCUUAUAACACUUCCAGGGAGUGUUAACGAAGCAUACGAGCGUAUUCUUAGCAAAUCUAAGAAAGAUCCGAUGGUCCGGAAGGUUUUGACAAUUGUCUUUGGAGCAUGCAGACCGCUACUGUUAGACGAACUAAAUGAAGCCGUUAAUUUCGACGUCUCAACACGAACAAUUGACCGUGAAACAGACGAAGAUUUCAAGUCCCGUCUUAGGUCUUGGUCGAACUGUCCCCACCUGGAAUCGUUCCCGACAUAA